UCUCUAUUUGAAUUUUCUUGAGAAAAAAGGUCAAAUCUUUGGUACUAAACAACCCUAAAAAUCUCAUCUUUUUUAGUUUUUACCCUGAUACAGUGUCAGAUUAUAGAGAAAGAUGAAUAAAGUUAUUGACUUGCUUUAUGCUAUAAUCGUUUUGUAUCAUCCUAUUAUCCCUACCAAUGUCAGGGUUCAGUUAUAGCCUAUGGAGGGAGGGGCUAGAAAAGUAAGAAAGGGACUUUCUUUUGUGUCUUUAUUGUCAUAGCCUUAAAGGGUGUCUCUUGUUUAGCCACUGUUUGUUUCAAAGCCCUCUGUGCUGCUGCUGCUUUGAUAACCUCGGUAAUCUGGAGGAAUUCAUGGCUAUGUCACAGCUUUUCUCUGCCUUUUUCUUGGGCUGUGUGUGUAUCUCCAUUGUUACUGAGAGUUAUUUCACCAACCUGGAGCUACUUGUGUAUCUUAUCAGGGUCCUGAGUUGUUUCAGUUCUGAAUCUCCUGCUGCAUGGUGAUUUUAUUGGAAAAUACUGAAGGCUGAACUUACUUAGUUGUUAAUGGCAUCAACAUCUUGUAUCAGUACGAGUCCAUUACCCAUGAAUGAGGGAGCUCCGAGCUAUAUUGCAUAUCCUCCUCCUCUAACAGAAUAUAAGAAUGUUGUUGACGAUGCCACGCUCUUCUUGUCUACCUUGGAGAAGCUCCACGCUGAUCUGGGUACCAGGUUGAUGAUUCCAGUUAUUGGGGGAAGAGAUGUAGAUUUGCAUCGCCUCUUUGUUGAAGUCACUUCUCGCGGAGGGUUAGCAAAAAUGAUUAAAGAGAGAAGAUGGAAAGAAGUAACCUCAGUUUUCAAUUUUCCAUCAACAGCUACAAAUGCAUCUUUUGUGUUGCGGAAGUAUUAUACUUCAUUGCUCUACCAUUACGAACAAAUUUACUAUUUUAGAGCCCGGGAAUGGGACCCUGCUGCUGCUGAAGCUUUGCAGGGUCCAUCAACCCCAGUUCCUUUUCCAAAGAUUCAGAAAUUGCAGCCUUCAUCAGAAAUUCAACCAGCUGUCUUUCAACAGUCAAAUGUUAAUGCUGCUAAACUCCCUGAAGCAUCUUCGGCAGGGCAUCCAGUCAUUGGGGUCAUUGAUGGGAAAUUUGACAGUGGGUAUCUAGUAACUGUCACAAUUGGAUCUGAGAAACUCAAAGGUGUGCUAUAUCAAGCUUCACAGAACCCUGCAUUGCCAGCAUCUCAUCAGAGUGCUUCGGCUCAUGACAACAAUGCAUCUGCUUCAUUGGGUGUCCAUCGUCGCCGACGCAGGAAGUCAUCAGAGAUAAGAAAGAGUGAUCCUGCUCUUCCAAAACCGAACAGAAGUGGAUACAAUUUCUUCUUUGCUGAACAACAUGCAAGACUAAAGCCACUUCACCAAGGGAAGGACAGAGAGAUGAGUAGGACAAUUGGUGACCUCUGGAACAAGUUACAAGAAUCAGAAAAGACAGUUUAUCAAGAGAAGGCUAUGAAGGAUAAAGAGAGGUACCAUGCUGAAAUGGAGGAUUAUCAUGAGAAACUGAAGAUGGACCUAGUUAUCAGUGACGCCGUGCCACUUCGACAACGAUUUCCUGAACCGGAUACAGACAUGUUGGAUGCUGACGCGAAAUUGGAUGAUGCUCAGGCAGAUUCUCUUCAAACUGUGGAGGAGAGCAGUUUUGGUGAAAGUGACUAUGAAGUUGAUAAAGCUGGGGAGAGAGAUUUCAAUGUGGAUUCAUGAAAGUACCUGUUUGGGUUCAGAAGAGAAGUCAUCUAAGGGGGGUUUAUGAGCUUCAGCAGGUUCAGGAAGAUGGAUGAGAGAUGAGGUUAACUGGCACUAAUUUUCUGCACAGAGAAAUAUCUUGUGAUUUUUUUUAGCUUUGUUGCUGUGAAAAUUUGAAGUAGGAUUGAGUUGCAGUGCUUAACUGCUUGUUCUUAAUCAAAGUGCUUAACUGGGUUUUGUCAUUUUAGUACUUAACUUCAGGUCUUCAUUUCUGCUUCAUGUUAUUUUACAUUUUAACAUGCUGGAUGCUAACUAA
Messenger RNA from Lotus japonicus, 2031 nucleotides. Its product is annotated as high mobility group B protein 15-like. The coding region runs from base 543 to 1733 and encodes 396 amino acids. The record is from RefSeq and is a predicted model, not a curated record. The transcript has 7 exons. Gene Ontology annotation, molecular function: DNA binding. Lineage: Eukaryota; Viridiplantae; Streptophyta; Magnoliopsida; Fabales; Fabaceae.